Messenger RNA from Actinia tenebrosa (Australian red waratah sea anemone), 3304 nucleotides. RefSeq lists its product as uncharacterized. Gene Ontology annotation, cellular component: plasma membrane. Gene Ontology annotation, molecular function: signaling receptor activity. Lineage: Eukaryota; Metazoa; Cnidaria; Anthozoa; Actiniaria; Actiniidae. Gene Ontology annotation, biological process: inflammatory response; toll-like receptor signaling pathway. The record is from RefSeq and is a predicted model, not a curated record.
AUGGUACGCCUUAGCGUGUUUGUUUCGAUUUUGGUAGUUACCACAACCCAUUUAUGUGGAGGAAGUUUGAUGAGGUCUUGUCAGGAACUGUGUUGUUUCGCACCUUGGAACAAAACAGUAUUUGAUCUCAACUUUGAGAAAGGAAAMAACGAUACUACAAACUGCCAAGAAUGUCUCAAAAAUCAMASUUCAGAUGCUAAUGUAACUCUGCAACAGUUAUGCCCAAAACAGCAGAUCAACAGAACAAGUACAAAUAAAGAGAUUGACAUAUCAUUUUGUCAGGAAAUGUAUGAAAAGGCAUCAAAUGACUUUGCUGGUUUAGUGCAAGGAGUCAAGGUGAAUUUUCAUCAUUUAGAAAACUUCUGGUACAUCAACAUAACGUGGGAUGCACUCAAUGAUCCUAAAACAUCCAAGAAUUGGUCUCACUAUGUCAUUCAAUGGUUUACGACAUCGCCAACAAGUGUUCACUGCAGUCUUUUACCCAAGAAUAGGACGUUCUUUGUUAUCAAUGAAACAGAGGAUGGAUGGAAAUACCCUCAAGUGAUUAACUUAAAUGUGUCGACGUACCCAUUAAAGAAAAAUACUGGGUAUCGCUUUGAAAUAACAGGUUGGCCUCCGCCAUUACAAGGCAUUAGUAAUAAACCUGUGACAUUGCCUAAGAAAGUUUCACCCGGGGUGGUGGCCGCAAUCAUCGCCGGAUCCUGCGCUGGUCUCAUUCUGGUUGCUAUAGUGAUAGUUGCUUGGAAACUGCGAUACCCGGAUGGAUGGAGAGCAAAGUCAUACAGAMACCGUAUGAAAUCGCUAUCAGAAAAUCAAGGAAACUUUGAGUACGACGCAUCAAUCUUGUACAGCAGUUUCGAUGAACAAUGGGUAACUGAAGAGCUCAUCCCAUUACUUGAGUCAGAAAACAAUUUCAAGUGUUUCAUACACUUUAGAGAUUAUGAGGCUGGUAAAGUCAUUCACGAGAACAUGGCUGAUUCCGUUUACAAGUGCAGAAAGAACCUUGCAGUUGUUUCGAAAAACUUUUUGAAAAGUAAUUACUGCAAAACAGAGUUGGACAUGGCACUGGAACGUGUGAAUCGAUGUGGGGACUAUUCACUUAUUGUCGUAAAUUUGGAUGGUGUUUCCAUUGACCUCCUACCAAAAGCAUUGAGGAUAAGAACAUUCGUGAAUCUAACGAGUUCUCAAGAACAAAAGACAUGGAGAAACCGGCUUGUGAAGCAAAUAAGCGUAGAGGAAGACAGACAACAUGGCUCAAAAGUGAAUGCAGAGGAGUUGUUACACGUAACUUCAGAAGGAUGCCAGGUUAUCAGUCAUAUUAAUGACAUAAGUUCAGGCAGUACGGAAAGUGUGUAGAGCUUUUAAGUCGUGACGUAUUCCUUAUAAAAUGAAACAAAAUACCCCACCAAAAUCAAUUCGAACUUUAGGCAAAAAAUCCUAUCGUGACUGAAAUUAUAUUUUUUUAAAACAAAAUUGUUUUUCUUUUUUGGAAACACAAGUUGUUUUUCCAUAGGAUUGACGUCACCCUUAAUAUCUCUAUAAAAACGCAGCUUCUGCUAGGCCAUUUGAUGCAUAGCAGUGGAGUCGAACGACUUGUAGUGUGAGGUCUACGAUCUUAAUUCAAAUGUAUAGAGGCUUUGCAUCAUCACGUGAUGGCAGCUAUGACAGGAGGCAGGAACAAUUGAAUCUGGUCUAAUCUUAUUUAUUACAUGAGAAAGAAUUCAGUUUCCCAGAGGAGAAAGACUCCGGCUAUUGUUGUGCCGCCCGUCAUGGCUGCCUAGUCACGUGAUGGUGCAAAGGAAAUAUUCUUGUAGGCGGUGGGAUGCGUUUUUAGUGAAAUAUUCGUAUCCACUUCGUUUAAAUUUCAUAUUAUAAAAUAACUGAGAUAAUACGCGCGCUACGAUUAGUCGAAAACCAUGUUUGACAUGAGGGUAUCAAAACACUCUCGAGUCAUCCUUUACGAACACUUCAGAAUAAUACGAUUUUUUUUUUUUCGUUUUUUUGGCGUGUUAGUUAUUAUAUAUAUAUAUAUUUUUUUUGAUCUGUUAAUUAUUGCCUUGAGUAUUCAUGCCAGUAUACUAGGUGGCACAUUUUAUUUGGAGAAGAGAAGAAUACUACGAGGAAUUUUAGGCAAUUCUAUUUUUUAGUACAGUAAAUAAUUGAAACAACUUAUAAUCAACCCAAUUUUCAUGAUCAGAAGUUUGAAUUCUGAGAUUUGUAGCUAGAUAAUUGAGCUUCUGGAACAGAUAUACGUUACCUAAGAUUGGGAUGUACAAGAAGUAGUGCGCUUUGCACCUUUUUUAAAUGAAAAAAUAUUAACAAAAAAUAUUGAAAUAAUAAUUGGAAAAUCUUUGGUUGGUAAAGCAAAAAGCAUAUAAAGGAUAUUUCAUUGAAAAGCAAUGGACUACUUCGACGAUGAAUCGGUAUCUUGAAUCACAAGGUAUUUUGGGUCUCCCAAAGGGGACUAAACAAAGCAAAGAUGCGAAAAUGAAGACCUCACGACAUUUGAGCAAUUUCCUAAGAUGUGAAACUGUUUGAUUAUUUUUGUUCAUCCCUUGUCAAAUUGUCUUGUUAUGAACAUUAAAUGUUAAGUCUACACCAUUAUUUAUAACAAAGCUUUGUAUGUUUGCCCCCUGGACGACCAAUAAUGCCUUUCGAUUCAAGAUGGCCGCCACUUAAUCGAAGUAGUGCAAGUAAUCACAAAAAAAACAACAAAAAAACUUUGAUUAGCGAUUAACCGUUUUUAAUUUUGUAACCCGCAACAUCUGUGUUCUCAUUCACGAGGUCGACUAGACCAUUCGACACCAAACUGUUUCGUGUCCUAUCUUUCUUAUAAAUAAGUAAAACUAAAGUUUUUUUGAAAGGUUGUCUUGGUAUUGGCGACCAGUUUUUAAACUUUGCGCGUAUAACGAGGAGGGUUGUACGUAUGAAGUGUAAAAAUGUAAAUAGUUACUAAUUAAAAAAAUAUAAGUAAUGCGUAGGCAGUUGUCGGCAACUGCAUAUUGCUCGAAUGUAUUCAUCUUCGUGUUCGAACUUUUCUUUGUAGCUAAACACUAGUAGUAUACUAUCAAUGUGUACUGACCAAAUAUACGGUCCAGUUUCCAAAUUCCCAGUAGCUCAGUUAGCCUUCAGUUUGUGCAAAAUAUUCACAUUUCCAGUAAAGAUCCGUGUAAAUUUUAGUAUACAUUGUAAAUGUAUAACAAGUUCAUUUUAUGUUUACUGGUGGGCUACAAUCUUUCAAAAACUGCUUUAAAACGGCUAAAAACCACUCAGAAAGACGAUAACUAUCAUUUACAACAACACA